Messenger RNA from Oncorhynchus gorbuscha (pink salmon), 3785 nucleotides. RefSeq names its product sodium/potassium-transporting ATPase subunit beta-1-interacting protein 2-like. The record is from RefSeq and is a predicted model, not a curated record. The transcript has 7 exons. NCBI's taxonomy places the organism in Eukaryota, Metazoa, Chordata, Actinopteri, Salmoniformes, Salmonidae. The coding region runs from base 599 to 1228 and encodes 209 amino acids. Gene Ontology annotation, biological process: regulation of sodium ion transport.
CUGGCUUGCUUUGUUUCUCAGCAAAGGACCCUUUCAGAAAUAGGCUGAUACUAUUAAUUUCUUCAAGUGGCACUGUGUUUGCCUAAUGCCGACUGGCACUUUAUUCUGGACCAUGUACAGUAUGAUCGAACAUUAAUUGUAAACGUUUUUCAGAUUCUUUCAUUCUGGUUUAUGGAUUAUCCAUGGACUGAUCAUUCAGACGUAUAAUAACCAGAUCAAAAUACUACUAAUUAAGAACUGACCGACUUUCUGAAUUUUGAACAUCCGGACAUGUAAUUCAAACUAUUCCAGUAUUUGUUGAAAUAGGAUUAUCAAAUUGUUGAACCAAUCAUAAUUGUCUUCGUCUAUUUCUGCUUGGAUACCCGUCGAUUGUAAUAUAGACAAAAGUAAAUACGGAGGGGAGUUAAUGGGUAUGUCAACAAGACUACAGCUUUGACUGAAAACCAUCUGGAAUUGUGGAAUUGGACCUCCUGAAACGUACUCUGCUUUAAAGUGCGGUCGCGUCAUUGCAACUGCCCAGGCCAACAGCGCAGAUAUUUGGGGAUUUGAGAGUUACAGUGACCCACGUGGAGCAGAGAUCCAAAGUGGACAGUACACCAUGGGUUGUUGCAGUGGCAGAUGCACGCUGGCCUUUAUAUGUGGCAUACAAUUGAUCAGCAUAUUGGAACGACAAAUAUUUGACUUCCUUGGCUACCAGUGGGCUCCCAUCCUCACAAACUUUGUGCACAUCAUCACAGUCAUCUUGGGCCUCUUUGGGACUGUACAGUUCAGACCAAGAUACGUGACCGGGUAUGCAGUGUGGCUGGUUCUCUGGGUGACCUGGAACAUCUUCAUCAUCUGUUUCUACCUGGAAGUGGGGGACCUCUCCAAGCAGGACAGUGACCUGAUCAUGACCUUCAACAUGUCCAUGCACCGGUCCUGGUGGAUGGAGAAUGGUCCAGGCUGCAGGGUGACCCCGGUCACCCCUCCUCCGUCCUGGGCCCCGGAGGACCACCGCUACAUCAGCAUCGCAGGUUGUCUGCUGGAGUACCAGUAUGUGGAGGUGGCCCAUAGCUCCCUGCAGAUCCUUCUGGCUCUUGUUGGGUUCAUCUAUGCCUGUUAUGUGGUGAAGCUCAUCUCAGAAGAGGAAGACAGCUUUGAUUUUAUAGGAGGGUUCGACUCCUAUGGUUAUCAAGGGCCUCAGAAGACAUCCCAUUUGCAACUACAACCCAUGUACAUGUCAAAGUAACAAGGACAGCUGCCUUAUGCACCAAUCAAAUAGAGAGCUACAGUUCUAACUUAUUGUCUCAUUUCGUAAAUGUCUUAAAAUAAUACAGUGUCUUACAAACUGUGUGGAGAACGUGAGAUUCGACACUUUAACCUCAAAGACUCCGACAAACACACUGGGUUUUCUUUGUCUCUGCUCAGCCUCUCUGCUCAGUGGUGAAGUCAGUCUGGGUCUGGACUAGGGGGCAGGCAGGUGCAAGAGCGCCCUCCUGUGGCUCUGUUGACCUUACAGGACGCAUAUCUCUCCAUACUGGUUCUUGCUUUCUUUAUGACAGCUGAAUAACUGUUAUAUUGAGGGAACAAAUUGCUUUGAUGCCCCUGGACAGUGUUCAAAAGGACCAAGAUUCCGGACAAAGGGAAACAGUUGGACGUGUGCCAAGUUCUGAGAGCACGAGCUAAGUGGUGCCUGUGUUCCGACUAACUUGAUUAGAAAUACGCUCUGCUUAAGGAAUGUUCAAUAACUAAUCACUAUGGCUUUAGUCAUCACAAGUAGUUUUAUAGCUCCCUUAUGAAGAGUUGAUUAGAAUCAAUGUACACGUGAAACCAUGUGUUUACAAUACAUACACUUUGGGCCGUUGGAAUUCGAUCUGAGUUGGGCAAUUGAAUGGGACAAAACUUUGACGGGAUUGAAAAAGCAAUCAGUUGUUGUUUCUUACGAUGGAUGUAUUUGCCUUGAAUGUGCCAAGAACAAGCGUUAAAGAUGAGUUAGACAAGGUAUUGGAUGCUAUCGAGAGAUACAUAUUUUUGGAGCUCGUCUCGGGGACAUCAGUUCAAAAGUUCAUUCGGGGAUAACACAAUAUUUGUUUUGCAUGAGGUGUCAAAAUCUGUUGCAUAUUUAAUCUCUGAAAGCACUGGACCUCAUCCCAGACUAGGUAGAGGUGACAGUUGGCCUUUCUGCAGAUGUCUUUUCUCUGUAAGGUUAUGUGAAUUUUGUGCUUUUUUAAGACAGUGUGGAGACAUGAGUCUAAUGACAAAGAGAAAACAAAAUAUAACUUCUUUCAAUUCUAGAAUUUUUUUAACAUGUGACAGUGUUUACUCUUUUAUAGUUGACUAACAAUAUAUUAUAGAGAGCUUGGAACUAGAAGGUUUUAUCUGCAUUUUUUAAAUCAAAAUUGAGUUAUUGACAUAGCCUUGUUCUCGUCAAUGUUCUCUACAAAUAUAUAAAUACCCCAAUUCAUGUUGUUAAGUUCCAAAGAAUACAAUAGAAAAAUAGCUGACACUAUUCAACGCAAUGAGGGUUCGUAACUAUAAAGCCAAUUAUCUUAGAAUAAUCUUUUUGCAGAUAGAACCUUGUAGUCCCAAGCUCUUGUUAUGUUGUGUAUAAGUGGGCCUUUCUUUUACUCCUAACUGUAUAAAGUGCCAAGGGAAACCUUGGGAACAAUAUCUUGCUGAUAGUGGUGUGGUGUGAGGACUAGAAGGAGGUGUGUGGUAGAGUUUGUGCUGUGGCUGAAACGUUGUGCUUUUGUCUAGUGGACAGCGUGGGAACCCCCUGAACCAACCAGGACUGCCUCAGUUCUUUCAUCGUCGUCUUAGCCUCAUCAUACUGUAACUGUUCUACUGCACGGGAGCCUUCUUCCCGUGAGCAAAACAAUUUGUAUAUCUCCCACCAUGCAUAAAUCCUUCUGCUCUGUAGACCUUAACUCUAUAUCAUGGGACCUAUCUAUGUUUUCUAUUUCAAUAGUGUGAAUCUGUUGGCUCUUCUGGAAAUGAAUGAGGUAAUACUAACAGGUCUUCCAAGUGACUGAAUAUUGAAAUGGAAGCUUUUAUUUCCCCCUCUGUUGUGAUCUAUGAUGAUAAUUUUGUAAAUAUCACCUCGAAAUACAUAAAUGCCUAAAAUGCUGUUCUAAACUCAGGCAAGUUUUAGCUUCCAACAUACACUUACUAUUUGUGUUUGAACAUGACCAAAUGGUAACAGCCAAUAGAAAACCUGAAGACACAAAGAUUCCAAAGCUAAGCAUUAUCCUCUUCUUCAUAACAUUUGUGUCUGGGACAGUAUGGUAUUGAUAUUCAACUGGGUAAAAUCAAUAUGGUCUCUAGUAUGCUUCCAUUCAUUAUAAGUCCCGGAUAAGAGUAAGUUGUGUUUUAUCAGUGAGUUGAUCUAAUAUGAUUGGAUAGUGGAUGUACUGUAGUGACACUGGUGGUUACCAACAUAGUUACUUACUGCUGCAAUUGUCCAUCACCCCUUGAUUACAGAGAUUAUUCAAAGUUGUAAAUAUAACAGAAAUUCUCAACCAGGGUAACGUUUUUGACAAGAUGUUGUAUAGAUCUGAAUUAGAAAUAAAAUCAUUAGAUUGCAUCUUGCUGUACUGUAUUCUAAGUUCCUACAUUCAAAGGGAGCUGUAUAUAAUACUGUUGCAGGCACUCAAUUGCUCAUCAUAGAGGCUUUCCUGAACACACCAUUGGUUGUUUUGCUUGGGUUUAGUGCUCACUUCUACUUCUCAAUAGAUUUAGCAAUUUAUAUUUAUGUUACUUUCAAAUUGACUGUAAAUAUAAUAAAAUCUAACUGUGGAAAAGUCCAA